Molecule: messenger RNA, 2799 nt
Organism: Protopterus annectens (West African lungfish)
Lineage: Eukaryota; Metazoa; Chordata; Ceratodontiformes; Protopteridae
Gene: SPRTN
Product: SprT-like N-terminal domain
Exons: 5
Coding region: 156-1820 (554 amino acids)
Biological process (GO): DNA repair
Cellular component (GO): nucleus
Molecular function (GO): single-stranded DNA binding; metalloendopeptidase activity; polyubiquitin modification-dependent protein binding
Source: RefSeq, a predicted model, not a curated record
CUAAUGACGUCUUAAAUGCACUGUACUCUGUCGAUCAGCUGACUCAUGUACUAUGUUUAGGAGAUGCUAGCGAAAAUAGUUAGCUGUUGGUUUAUCCGACCCUUAGGCGAAGUCAUCGUAGAUGUUUCCAAAACACUUGGAUACUUCCAAACUGCAUGUUUGACUCUGGAUGUAGUGUUGUUGCUGGAGUAAUGGAUCUUGAUUUUCAAUUUGCUCUGAAGUUACAGGAACAAUUUGACCGUGAAGCGUUUCAGAAUGAAGUAUUGCCUAUCUACGAUGAGGAGAACGAUCAGAUCACAGCGCCGUCUGUUAUAGGUACUUCUGAGGCAUCUAAGCUUUCCACCGUUCCUGCUGAACCAGUCUCAGUUGUAGAUGGAUCAUGGGAGUUGAUCGAUCCGAAUCCAGACGUGAGGGCACUGUUUUUGCAGUUCAAUGACUUGUACUUCUGGGGCAAACUGUCUGGGGUAGAGGUGAGAUGGAGUCCCAGAAUGACACUAUGCGCUGGAUUGUGCUGUUAUGAAGGAAGAGGAGGUCUGUGUUCUAUUCGUCUUAGUGAACCUCUUUUGAAGUUAAGACCAAGAAAAGAUCUUGUGCAGACACUUUUGCAUGAAAUGAUUCAUGCACUACUGUUUGUCACCAACAACAACAAAGACCAUGAUAGCCAUGGGCCAGAAUUCUGCAAACAUAUGCAUCGAAUCAAUAACAUGACUGGAGCCAAAAUUACAAUUUACCACAGUUUCCAUGAUGAAGUAGAUAAAUACCGUCAGCACUGGUGGCGUUGUAAUGGCCCAUGCCAAAGCAGACCACCCUAUUUUGGUUACGUGAAGCGAGCAAUGAACAGAGCACCAUCUAACAGAGAUCCAUGGUGGGAUGAUCAUCAGCGCUCCUGUGGUGGUGUGUAUGCGAAGAUUAAAGAGCCAGAAAACUACUCCAAGAAAGGAAAAAAGGAAAAAAAGGAAGGCAGUAGUGAAGUUAAACUUAAAUCUCCAAACGGGUCUGACAGCUUAGGUAAGAACUUUGGUGCUGAUAUAUGCACAUUUGCUUCCUUCAGUGAAAAAGGUGAAGCUGAAGCACACGCAAUUGUUCCUUUCAGUGGAAAAGGAUACAAACUUGGUGGCAACAGCAGUGGAUCUUCUUCAGAAAUUACAAGUUCAAGCAAGGUAUUAGCAGGAUCUUCAUUGAACAGCCAUGUGAAUAACAGCAAUGCUAGUCGAAGAAUUUCCAGUCAAGGCAACCAAAACAACUCGUCUUCAGUAGGGAACAAUUCCAACCAGAAAUCUACAUCUUCUCUUUCACACUGGCUGCUUGGUAGCAGUAAAACUGGCUCUUUGCAAAGCCAUCUUCCUAAAAAAUCUGUUGCAAAUCACAAAGCUUUUAAAAAUAUUAAUGGCUCUCCUGUCAAAAUAUUUACAGCAAGUGGGAGUAAAAAAGAGAUAUACAAAAGCCACACAAAGAAUUCCCCAAGUGGGUUGCUUUCAGAAAUCUCAAAGAAAAGGAGUUUCUCUGGUGAAAAAGAACCUACCCAGAGCACUUCUGUAUCCCAGCAGUCUUGUAGCAGUGCUGGCAUUAUGCAGCAGCCAAAACGACUUUGCACUGAAGAUGACCGUCCUUUUGCCGGCUUUCUAGCAAAGACCAAGUCUGACCAAAAGGAGAGCAGUAAAAGCAGUGGUUUACCAAGCAUUCACAGAGAAGAAACACAGCAGGCCAGUUCACAGAUCAGACCUAAUAACACUUCUAGCAGAGUAGUCAGUUGUCCAGUCUGCCAGGCUGCUGUUAAUGAAUUCGAAAUCAAUCAACACUUGGAUGCUUGCCUUACAUAACAUAUACUUUUUGCACUAGGUAUAUUUAGUUAUAUUUUGUUGAGCACUUAAAUUACAAGUCCACAGCAGAAGUUGUUUUAAUUAUCAUGUUAGACCUAGUCAUGUAGAGGUAGCUUGUGUGUGUUCCUUGUUAUGCACUGGUCUGGUAAGCUCAUCAUAAGCACACAUUGGAAUGUCACCAUUGACUGACAGCUCAGUUUCCCAUUAACCUGGCCAGAAGCUAGUGGAGAUUUGGCAAUGGGCCAGAUUGACCUUUGGUUUGGAAAAAGGAGGUUGACCCACAGACUUGAAUGUUGAGCUUUAUUGUCUGGAGGGAGAGAACGAAUUCUAAGGUAAAUGGAAUUUAUCAGUUUACAGAGCCAUGCUUGAGAUUCUAUAAUGUUUUUGUUCACUAAGGGAAAGAAAAAAAGAUCCUCUGUUUACUUGGUAGUCUUUUAGACAGAAGCAUCUGAAGGUUUUAAGGCUGAUGUGAGAAUAUGUUAAAAGUGAAACAUUUUUUGAAUGCUGAAAAUUGCUUGUAAACUAUGUUUGACAAAUGUAUUGUGGUAUGUAGCCCCUUUUACUGUUGUUUCAAGAUGCAUGCUCAGGUUCUGCUGUAGCCACACACACAGUACUUAGUGUCUUCAUUUCACAACAUUUUAGUUUAAAUUUCUUGGGGGGGGGCAAGGCCAUCACUUGCUGACCAGUGCUGAUUACUUGUUCUGCUCAAUAUGUCUGCUGAGUACUAAUUCAUAUACUUAGAUGUAAAAUCUCAGGAUAAGUUAUGUUUAGUGUAUGCUCUUAUAAAUGUUUAAUAGCUUUAGCUGAAAUGGUGCUUUAAGUACAGAUUUGUUUCUUUUUCAUACUGGGAGGGAAGUAUCUGUAUAAAAUAUGUAACAAAAAAGGAAAUAAAUGUUGCUCUUAAUUUUUCAUAAUUCAAUCUUGCUUUAAGAUUACCUUUUAAAAAUUGAGUUUGUAAUAAAAACUAAUGUAAAAUAUA